This is a messenger RNA of Enterobius vermicularis (human pinworm), 972 nucleotides long. The record is from the annotation of a GenBank genome assembly. Lineage: Eukaryota; Metazoa; Nematoda; Chromadorea; Rhabditida; Oxyuridae.
AUGCUUACAGAAUGUACGGUAACGCAGUUUGAAUGUCCAUGUGGUGCGGUACGAUGUAUUGAUGCCGAAAAGAUGAAAGAUGGUAAACGGGACUGCGAAGAUGGUGCCGACGAAACUGGUCUAACAAAUCCACGAAUUUGUUUUGAUGGCAGUACACCGAGGAUGAGUAAAGCACAGAAUCGAACUGUACAGCUAACAGUUCAUAAUGCAAUACAGCAAUGUCCACGACCACAUACGUGCCGUGAAAAUCUUGGCGAAAUUUGUAUUGUUGUAAGUGGUAUGCCACAUUGUGUGUGUAAAAAAGGAACUUUGAAACCAAAUGGAUUUCCACGAUGUGUCUCGGAGCAACGUUUACAGCAAUAUUUGAACAACAUUAUCACCAACUGUACAGAUAUUGCCAAUGAUUUGAUUGAAGUGUACAGCUCGUUAGGCGGUGAUGGUGGUAACGAUUUUAGUAUGGAUCAAGCUGUGGAACAAAAGAUUUAUGAAAUUCAGUGUGAUUCCAGAAAUAAAUACUCUUGCAAAGGAAACGGUGAAAUUUGUGUACAACAAGAUGAUGGUCAGGAUCGUUGCAUCUGUAAGGAUGGUCGGAAUCGUGUUGAUGGAGUUUGCCUAGUUAAUGAAUGCGCUGAUCCAAACCUUAAUGACUGUGAUCCAAAUGCAUCCUGUAUGGAUAGUAUCACAUCCUAUGAAUGUUUCUGUAACGAAGGUUACAUUGAUGUUUCGUCGUCGCCAAUGACACGUCCGGGAAUAAAUUGUACAAAAUCAGCAAUUAUUGUAGUGAUUAACGAAUGCGCUGUUCCUUCGAUGAAUAACUGUGAUCCGGCAGCCGAAUGUAUUGAUAAACCAAUUGGGUAUACAUGCAGAUGUCCAUGUGGUUACGUUGAUAUAUCACCAAACGGAGCUCGUAAUCCUGGACGAAAAUGCAAAAAAUGUUUGUCUACUUUUUCGUUCUAUCAAUUAAAAUUUUAG